Messenger RNA from Benincasa hispida (wax gourd), 3888 nucleotides. RefSeq names its product topless-related protein 3-like. Gene Ontology annotation, molecular function: protein binding. Lineage: Eukaryota; Viridiplantae; Streptophyta; Magnoliopsida; Cucurbitales; Cucurbitaceae. The record is from RefSeq and is a predicted model, not a curated record. Gene Ontology annotation, biological process: regulation of DNA-templated transcription.
AGAGACCCCUGUACAACGCAUCGAAGAUAGCGAGACCAAGUCCUCUUCUCUCUCGUCUCUGCACCCUUCUGAAACCCUAGAAUUCCUUGAAAUUCACUCCCAGUGAUGCCUGAAAGCUCCAUGAUUCUUUGUGUUUUGAGGAUUUCCGGUAAGUCUGAGCAUAGAUUUGGUUGUUGCGUUUGAUAUUGGACUGGAUUCGUGCGUGUUUGGUGGGAAUUUGAACUCUAAGCUUCGAGGUUCGGUGGUGGUUUGGUUUUCUGGACGGAGAGGUUUUGGUUUCUGAGAUUAUUAGUGGGAAUAAAUGUCGUCUUUAAGCAGAGAACUGGUGUUUCUCAUACUUCAAUUCCUCGAGGAGGAGAAGUUCAAGGAAUCUGUGCAUAGGCUGGAGAAAGAAUCUGGGUUUUACUUCAAUAUGAAGUACUUUGAGGAUAAAGUUCAGAAUGGGGAAUGGGAGGAAGUUGAAAAAUACUUAUCUGGAUAUACAAAAGUUGAUGAUAACAGAUACUCGAUGAAGAUAUUUUUUGAAAUAAGGAAGCAAAAGUAUCUUGAAGCCCUUGACCGGAGUGACAAGGCAAAGGCUGUGGAGAUAUUGGUAAGCGACUUGAAAGUUUUCUCAACAUUUAAUGAGGAGUUGUACAAAGAAAUUACUCAGCUUUUGACUCUUACUAAUUUUAGGGAAAAUGAGCAGCUUUCCAAGUAUGGGGACACAAAAGCUGCUCGUAGUAUAAUGUUGAUAGAGCUGAAAAAGCUUAUAGAGGCAAAUCCUCUUUUCAGAGACAAGCUUGUUUUCCCAAGCUUGAAGUCAUCAAGAUUACGAACACUCAUCAAUCAAAGUUUGAACUGGCAGCAUCAGUUAUGCAAGAACCCACGGCCAAAUCCUGAUAUCAAGACUUUAUUCAUGGACCAUACAUGUUCACCACCGAAUGGUCCUCUGGCACCAACACCUGUCAAUCUUUCUGUAGCAAAACCUGCGCCCUACGCCCCACUUGGAGCUCACAGUCCAUUCCCACCAACUGGAGCUGCAGCUAAUGCCAAUGCUUUAGCUGGCUGGAUGGCAAAUGCCUCAGCUUCUUCGUCGGUCCAAGCAGCUGUGGUUACUGCAUCAUCUAUUCCUGUUCAACAAAAUCAAGUCUCAAUUUUGAAACAUGCAAGAACACCUCCAGCAAAUCCUGGUCUGGUUGAUUAUCAGAGUCCUGAGCACGAACAACUAAUGAAGCGAUUGCGGUCUGCUCAAUCUGUUGACGAGGUCACGUAUCCAGCACCCAGGCAGCAAGCUUCUUGGUCAAUUGAAGACCUUCCAAGAACAGUAGCUUUGACAUUGCACCAAGGGUCUUCUGUUACAAGCAUGGAUUUCCAUCCUACUCACCACACUUUACUUCUUGUUGGUUCUAAUAAUGGCGAAGUUACACUUUGGGAACUUGGUAUACGGGAGAGAUUGAUUUCAAAGCCUUUCAAGCUUUGGGAUUUGUCAUCUAGGUCAUUGGCAUUUCAGGCUGCCAUUGUGAAAGACACCCCAAUAUCUGUCAGCCGAGUUACAUGGAGUCCAGAUGGGACUUUUGUUGGGGUUGCGUUUACCAAACAUUUAGUUCAUUUAUACUCGUAUAAUAGUUCAAAUGAACUAAACCAACAAACCGAGAUUGAUGCCCACGCAGGUGGAGUGAAUGACUUGGCUUUUGCCCAUCCAAAUAAACAGCUUUGUGUGGUAACUUGUGGAGAAGAUAAACUCAUAAAGGUCUGGGAUAUAGGUGGACGAAAACUAUUUACCUUUGAAGGGCACGAGGCACCAGUGUAUUCCAUAUGUCCUCAUCACAAGGAGAACAUUCAAUUCAUAUUUUCGACAGCUCUUGAUGGAAAGAUAAAGGCAUGGCUCUAUGAUCAUAUGGGUUCAAGAGUUGAUUAUGAUGCUCCUGGAAAGUGGUGCACAACAAUGCUUUAUAGUGCGGAUGGGAGUAGAUUAUUUUCUUGUGGAACAAGUAAAGAAGGAGACUCUUAUCUAGUUGAAUGGAACGAGAGUGAAGGAGCAAUAAAGAGGACAUAUGCUGGAUUUAGGAAGAAAUCAACUGGAGGAGUUGUGCAGUUUGAUACUACUCAGAAUCACUUUUUAGCUGUCGGUGAAGAUAGUCAAAUUAAGUUCUGGGAUAUGGACAACGUCAAUGUUCUCACCUAUACCGAUGCAGAAGGUGGACUUCCGAGUCUUCCUCGCUUGAGGUUCAAUAAGGAAGGAAAUCUUCUUGCUGUUACUACGGAUAAUGGGUUUAAGAUUCUUGCCAAUGCCGUGGGAAUGAGAUCAUUGAAGGCAAUUGAAUCCACCACCCCUUUUGAAGCAUUGAGGUCACCCAUGGAAUCUGCCAUGAAGGUCUCUGGCACAUCUGCCGUUACAAGUGUUAGUCCAAUUAAUUGCAAAGUAGAAAGAAGUUCCCCAGUCAGACCUCCUCCAAUUAUCAAUGGUGUCGAUGGUUUGGGGAGAAAUUUGGACAAACCAAGAACGGUAGAAGAUGCAAUUGAUAAAGCCAAACCCUGGCAGUUGGCUGAAAUUGUUGAUCCAACCAGUUGCCGGUUGGUCACCAUGCCUGACAAUGCAGAUUCCUCCUACAAGGUCGUUAGACUUCUGUAUACAAAUUCUGGUGUUGGUCUUUUGGCCCUUGGGUCAAAUGGAAUCCAGAAGCUCUGGAAAUGGACACGUAACGAACAGAAUCCAAGUGGAAAGGCCACUGCCAAUGUUGUUCCACAGCAUUGGCAACCAAACAGUGGUCUUCUCAUGACUAAUGAUGUCUCAGGUGUAAACCUUGAAGAAGCUGUCCCUUGUAUAGCGCUAUCAAAAAACGACUCAUAUGUAAUGUCAGCAUCCGGUGGAAAAGUUUCCUUAUUUAACAUGAUGACAUUUAAGGUUAUGACAACAUUCAUGGCUCCUCCUCCUGCUUCUACCUUCCUAGCUUUCCACCCUCAAGAUAACAACAUUAUUGCCAUAGGAAUGGAGGAUUCAACCAUUCACAUAUACAAUGUCAGAGUGGAUGAGGUAAAAUCAAAAUUGAAGGGCCACCAGAAGCGGAUAACGGGUCUAGCCUUUUCCACCAAUCUCAAUAUUUUGGUUUCUUCUGGUGCUGAUGCUCAACUGUGUUUGUGGAGCAUCGACACAUGGGAAAAGAGGAAAUCCAUAACAAUCCAGCUCCCAGCAGGAAAGAUGCCUGUCGGUGAUACUCGUGUACAGUUCCAUUCUGAUCAGAUACGUUUGUUGGUGGUCCACGAGACCCAGAUAGCUAUAUAUGAUGCCUCAAAAAUGGAUCGUAUCCGGCAGUGGGUUCCACAAGACGUGCUGUCAGCCCCUAUUUCUUAUGCAGCUUAUUCCUGCAACAGUCAAUUGGUCUAUACUACAUUUUGCGAUGGUAACAUUGGAGUGUUUGAUGCCGAUACUCUGCGACUAAGAUGUCGUAUCGCCCCAUCGGUGUACCUCCCACCUGCAGUGUUGAAUUCAAGCCAAGCUGCAUACCCGCUCGUCGUCGCUACACAUCCGUUAGAUCCGAACCAAUUAGCCAUCGGGUUGACUGAUGGAUCUGUUAAAGUGAUUGAGCCAAUGGAAUCAGAGGGGAAAUGGGGAGUGAGUCCACCGAUGGAUAACGGAAUCCUGAACGGUAGAACGGCUUCAUCGUCGGCCACCAGCAACCACACACCAGAUCAGAUACAAAGAUGAGAUUUGUAGUUCUCUGUAAUUUAAUGGCUAUAGGUCACUCAAAGUAGGUUCCCUUAUUCUCUUCGAUUUCACCCUUUGCUAAAAAAAUGUAAGUUUUGGAUAUCAAUUAUAUAAUGGUUAGGACAUACAUUCUUAUAUUCUUAUUUAUUGUAAUUAACUCAUAAUUGAAUAUUCUACUCAACAAUCCUCUCUUGAUCAAA